CUCUGCUCCCCUCUCCCAUAGAUGUCCAGCUCCCCGCUGUCCAAGAAGCGCCGCAUCUCCGGGUCUGAGCCACCGACGGGCUCCAGCCGUGCCCCUGUCCCCAGUGUGUCCCCCAGCGCCACCCCCACCAACGGCAUGGCGAAGAACGGGGGCGAAGCCGAGAUCGAUGAGGGGCUCUACUCCCGACAGCUGUACGUGCUGGGCCACGAGGCCAUGAAGCGGAUGCAGACGUCCAAUGUCCUGGUAUCGGGGCUCAGGGGCCUCGGGGUGGAAGUGGCCAAGAACCUGGUGCUGGGGGGGGUCAAAUCCGUCACCCUCCAUGACCCCCACCCCACUGCAUGGCAAGACCUGGCCUCCCAGUUCUACCUGCGGGAGGAGGACGUGGGGCAGAACCGGGCGGAGGCGACGCUGCCGCGCUUGGCCGAGCUCAACUCCUACGUGGCCGUGAGCAGCAGCCGGGAGCCGCUGAGCCAGGAGCUGCUCGCGCCCUUCCAGGUCGUGGUUUUGACCAACUCAGCCCUGGAGGAGCAGCUCUGGGUCGGGGACUUCUGCCACAGCCACGGCAUCAAACUGGUGGUGGCCGAUACCCGCGGGCUCUUCGGCCAGCUCUUCUGUGACUUCGGGGACGACAUGGUGGUGACGGACACCAACGGCGAGCAGCCCCUCAGCGCCAUGGUUUCCAUGGUAACCAAGGGGUGCCCAGGGGAGGUCACGUGUCUGGAUGAGGCCCGGCACGGCUUCGAGACCGGGGACUUCGUCACCUUCACUGAGGUGGAAGGGAUGGAGGAGCUCAACUCCUGCGGCCCCAUGGAGAUCCGGGUGCUCGGUGAGCCCCUAGGGCUUCUAUAG
Messenger RNA from Neopsephotus bourkii (Bourke's parrot), 849 nucleotides. RefSeq names its product ubiquitin-like modifier-activating enzyme 1. Bases 22 to 849 code for a protein of 275 amino acids. The transcript is spliced from 7 exons. The record is from RefSeq and is a predicted model, not a curated record. Lineage: Eukaryota; Metazoa; Chordata; Aves; Psittaciformes; Psittacidae. Gene Ontology annotation, cellular component: SUMO activating enzyme complex; cytoplasm. Gene Ontology annotation, molecular function: SUMO activating enzyme activity. Gene Ontology annotation, biological process: protein sumoylation.